AUGCCAGGCAAACAGCCGGAGACUGAGCCAAUAGAGGCCUCCGAGGGUGGCGCCGAGGACAGCCUGGGUGGCCUCACGGCAGAGGAGCUGCAGCAGGGCCAGGAGGCAGCGCUGGCGCUGGAGGACAGGAUGGCGCUGAGCGCGCAGACCCUGGUGCACGCGGAGGUGGAGCAGCUCUACCAGGAGGUUCGGCCCCUGGGCCAGGGCCGCUUUGGCCGUGUGGUGCUGGUCACUCACCGGCAGAAAGGUUCAUCCCUGGCGCUGAAGCAGCUCCCGAAGACCUCCACAUCCCUGCGUGGUUUCCUGCACGAGUUCUGUGUGGGCCUCUCGCUGGGUACCCACCCGGCCAUCGUGGCAGCCUACGGCAUCGGCAUCGAGUCUGCCGGCUCCUACAGCUUCCUCACAGAGCCUGUUCUUCACGGGGAUCUCAUUGCCUUCAUCCAGCCCAAGGUGGGGCUCCCACAACCUGCAGCCCAGCGCUGUGCAGCACAGCUGGCUUCAGCCCUAGAGCACAUCCAUGCCCGCAGCCUGGUAUACCGGGACCUGAAGCCGGAGAACGUGCUGGUGUGUGACCCGGCCUGCCAGCGCGUCAAACUGGCCGACUUUGGCCACACACGGCCCCGUGGGACCCUGCUGAGACUGACCGGGCCGCCCAUCCCCUACACCGCCCCUGAGCUGUGUGCCCCACCACCGCUGCCCGAGGGGCUACACAUCCAGCCAGCCCUGGACGCGUGGGCCCUGGGUGUCCUGGUCUUCUGCCUCCUCACUGGCUACUUCCCCUGGGACCAGCCCCUGGAGGACACAGACCCCUUCUAUGAGGACUUCCUUGUGUGGCGGGCCUCAGGUCAGGCCCAGGACCGGCCUCAGCCCUGGUUUGGCCUGGCACCUGCAGCUGAUGCCCUGCUGUGGGGGCUGCUGGAUCCUCACCCACGAAGGAGGAGCCCCGUGGGUGCCGUCCGGGGCUACCUGGGGAGGCCCUGGCGACAGAGGGCUGGGGAGGCCUCUGGGCUGGAAGUGGAAGCUGGGGAGGGCGGGCAGUGA
This is a messenger RNA of Fukomys damarensis (Damara mole-rat), 1041 nucleotides long. It is a transcript of the gene Sbk2, whose product is annotated as SH3 domain binding kinase family member 2. The transcript has 3 exons. Gene Ontology annotation, molecular function: ATP binding; protein serine/threonine kinase activity. The record is from RefSeq and is a predicted model, not a curated record. The coding region runs from base 1 to 1041 and encodes 346 amino acids. NCBI's taxonomy places the organism in Eukaryota, Metazoa, Chordata, Mammalia, Rodentia, Bathyergidae. Gene Ontology annotation, biological process: peptidyl-threonine phosphorylation; peptidyl-serine phosphorylation.